UUUCCAUCGCCCCAUAUUUGCUGAAAUUCACCCAGGACCCAGCGAUAAAGGACCAUCGGCGAUAUGGCGCUGAAAACACUCGUCGGACAGAAAAUCAUGAAUGAUGCGAUCAAGCAGAAAAAGAAAGGAAAAGAGGUCGAGUGGAGGGUGCUUGUCGUGGACCAACUUGCGAUGAGGAUGGUCUCGGCAUGUUGUAAAAUGCACGAAAUAUCUGCCGAAGGGUUAACAAUCGUGGAAGACAUCCACAAGAAAAGGGAGCCACUGCCGACAAUGGAGGCUGUUUACUUGAUAACUCCGAGCGAAAAAUCAGUCCACGCUCUGAUGAAUGAUUUUGCCUCUCCGAACCGCAGCAUGUACAAAGCAGCCCAUGUAUAUUUUACAGAGGUCUGUCAGGAGGAAUUGUUUAACGAGUUGUGCAAGUCUUGUGCAGCAAGAAAAAUUAAGACGUUGAAAGAAAUCAACAUUGCUUUCUUGCCUUAUGAAGGCCAGGUGUUUUCACUUGACGCCCCAGAGACUUUUCAGUGUUUUUACAACCCUUCCCUCAUCAGCAGCCGUGUCGCAAAUAUGGAAAGGAUAGCCGAACAAAUCGCCACACUAUGUGCCACUCUUGGAGAAUACCCGGCUGUAAGAUAUAGGAGUGAUUUUGACAGAAAUGUAGAGUUGGCUCAGCUCGUACAGCAGAAGUUGGAUGCUUACAAAGCCGACGAACCGACAAUGGGUGAGGGUCCAGAAAAGGCUCGUUCUCAUCUACUUAUUCUCGAUAGGGGUUUCGACUGCGUCUCUCCACUCCUCCAUGAGCUAACUCUGCAAGCCAUGGCAUACGAUCUUCUACCGAUCGAGAAUGAUGUUUACAAGUAUGAGGCAACAGCCGGGCAGCCUGAAAAAGAAGUCCUUCUCGAUGAAAAUGACGAACUUUGGGUCGAACUGAGACACCAGCACAUCGCCGUUGUUUCACAGAAUGUAACUAAAAAUUUGAAAAAAUUCAUUGACUCGAAACGAAUGCCCCAAGGAGACAAACAAUCCAUGAGGGAUUUAAGCCAGAUGAUUAAAAAGAUGCCUCAGUACCAGAAAGAACUUUCAAAAUAUUCCACUCAUCUUCAUCUGGCUGAAGAUUGCAUGAAAGCUUACCAAGGUUAUGUUGAUAAGCUUUGCAAAGUUGAACAGGAUUUGGCGAUGGGAACAGAUGCCGAGGGGGAACGCAUCAAGGAUCACAUGAGGAACAUUGUUCCCAUCCUUUUGGACCAGGCGGUUACCAAUUACGACAAGAUGAGGAUCAUCCUUCUCUACACACUGUCCAAAAACGGUAUUUCAGAUGAGAACCUCAACAAACUGGUCCAGCACGCCCAGAUCCAACCUCAUGAGAAGCAGGCCAUUGUCAACUUGGGCAAUCUUGGGCUUAAUGUUGUUGUCGAUGGCCCAAGGAUAAAAAUAUACACACCACCCAGGAAAGAGAGGAUUACUGAGCAAACGUAUCAGAUGUCAAGGUGGACACCAGUCAUCAAGGAUUUAAUGGAGGACUGUAUAGAUGAAAAGCUCGAUAUUAAGCAUUUCCCUUAUCUUGCUGGUCGAGCAGCCUCCUCAGGUUACCAUGCACCAUCAAGUGUACGGUAUGGACAUUGGCAUAAGGACAAAGGACAACAGACAGUAAAAAAUGUUCCUAGGCUUAUUGUUUUCAUUAUUGGUGGUGUUACUUACUCAGAGAUACGCUGUGCCUAUGAAGUUACCAACGCUGUAAAAAAUUGGGAAGUGAUAAUUGGUUCAUCCCACAUCCUCACACCUGAAGACUUCCUUAGCAAUCUGUCAAACUUGAGCAACUAAGAGGGAGGAAGAUGAGUAGCCUCAGCAUUAAAAAUUCAUCUUAACCUUUUUAACAUAUUUUUCUUCUCAUCACACAAAGAACCCGUCGUAUUCAUAAGUCACUAUUAACAUAGACACCAGCACAAAUCACAUCCCACCGCUGCGUUACCAAUAAAUUUAAAAAAAAAAAAAAAUGGGGCUUAAAACAAGAAAAUUAGCAAAACAAAAAUAUUUAAAUCAAAUUGUUUUUGCCAUAAUUGCCUUAUUUUUACUUAUCAUUACUAUUUAACAAUAAUAACUUCUGUACUUAUGACUUUACCCUGUAAAUUUUUGUCCUUUUUUUGUUUUUAAGUUAAAUAAAAUAAAAAUUGUGCUACUGUCCAUGUUUGUUAACGUUAAUUGGGAUUGAUUUAUUUGAGAGUUCAAUACAAAGCGAUUGAAAUAUUUAAUUUAUAAUAUUUAAAAAAUGAUAAAAGAAGCCUUAUUCUUGUCAUUAAGAAAAAGCUUUCAGUAGUUUUAGUUAUUAAGAUCUAGGUACUGUUAAAUAGUACCAUUGUAUAUAAAAAUACAAUUGUAGUAAAACAGAUUUUUUUAAAAAUCACAAUGGAUAUAAAAAAAACUUUUUGACUUACAUUCCAAAUACGAUUAUGGUAGUGAUUUAGUUCGAAGACUUGUUUUAGAAUUUUGUAAUGAUCAGAGAUAUUUUUAAAAUGACCCUUUAGAUGUUUGAAAUCCAUUUAAAAGGUAAAUUGUAUCAUUUUGAGCAACUCUUAAAAAAAAUUAUAAAAGAAAAAAGGCCUAAAUCUGUAAAUCUAAAUUUCUCCUCUGUAUUAAGAAAAUAUUUAAAAAAAAUUAAAAUGAUGCUAACUAGUCUUAACUUCCAUUUAUUAUUUAAAAAAAUAAAAAUAAAAAAAACUUUUGGUUGAGUCAGUAGUGACUAAAUAACACAACCAUAUUUUUGAUUAUGUGCUUAUUUAUUGCAAGUAUUUUAAUUAUUAUAUGUGUUAUCAAUUGUUUAAUUUAAUUGUAUUUUAUAUUUUGGAAUAUAUAUAUGCAGUGUAUGCUGGUCUUGAAGUGAGAUAAUUGAGAAAAACUAAUUAUUAGAUCAACUUUUACCUAGCUUAUAUACAAGUAUAUAUAGAAAAAUAGAUAUACAUUUUUUUAUGUUUAUCUUUUAAACGGAUAAUGGCUACUUUGUAAAAAAUUAAGGAAAAUGGAAUAACAAAAUAAUAAAUUGUGAAACUUUUCCUUGCGGGGUGAUGAACCCAAGAAGUAAAAUUGUUUUUCAGUAUUUUACAAGGUAUUGUGCAUUUUGACAAAUAUGUUAUUGAAUUUACCUUGUAUAGAAUUUAUAUAGCUAGCUUUUAUUUAAUACAUUCAGAAGUUGCAAUAAAUUGCUGGUGUGAAAUUGUUACAUAAUGAAAACUGUAAUUGUUGAAAUUGUUAAAAAAAAGCAAAUAAGUGUAGUUUUCCUUAUUGCUAUUUUGUGAGAUUUAUAAGAUUGUUUUUUUAAUUGUUAUUUUUUAAAAUUAGCUUUUCAAAUAUUAAUAUGACUUUUUCAAAUAGUAUAUUUUUCUCCUUGCGGUAAGUUGAGGUAUAAAGGGGAAGAAAAAUAAUAUAUUCGGGUAAAUGUGUAUUGUUAGCUGAUUGAAUUUUAAUGAACUUGUUAACAUUAGACCGAACAACGCUUGAAAAGUGGAGAACGGCUAUUUUAAAACUUUUGCUUUCGUGUAGUGCUACAUUACAAUAGAAUUUUGAACAAUUAAUAAAUAUUUAACCAAUUUUAUGAAUAUAUUUCUAUAAACAAUCUUUAAAAAAAAGAAAAAACAAACCAAAGUUGUUAUUUAGAUGUAAAUGUUUAAUCUUUAGCUGUUUUUAACUUAUAAGUUUCAAAAACAAAGAAAUAAAGAAAAACUGAAAGGUAAGGCAAUAUUCUAAUUUCAAUUUAUGUAGUACUUUAACAAGUACACUAAAUAUUAUAUAAAUUUGUAAUAGAAAUCAUAAUGUAUUAAUUAUAUUAUUUCUACUUAAAUUUAGCCUAGUAUCAUGCACAUGCAUAGUAUAUUGUUUGUAACAAAAUACAAAUUAUAAAUUUAAAAAAUUGCCAACAUUGAGAACUAAACUGAUAGUGCUGUCAGAUAUUAUAAAUAUAUAUACAGAGUCAAUACUAA
Cimex lectularius (bed bug) is the source of this 3968-nucleotide messenger RNA. RefSeq names its product protein ROP (gene Rop). Gene Ontology annotation, biological process: neurotransmitter secretion; intracellular protein transport; vesicle-mediated transport. Lineage: Eukaryota; Metazoa; Arthropoda; Insecta; Hemiptera; Cimicidae. Gene Ontology annotation, molecular function: syntaxin binding. Gene Ontology annotation, cellular component: secretory granule; plasma membrane. The transcript is spliced from 12 exons. The coding region runs from base 64 to 1818 and encodes 584 amino acids. The record is from RefSeq and is a predicted model, not a curated record.